This is a messenger RNA of Carassius carassius (crucian carp), 5372 nucleotides long. RefSeq names its product enhancer of mRNA-decapping protein 4. The record is from RefSeq and is a predicted model, not a curated record. Gene Ontology annotation, cellular component: P-body. The coding region runs from base 124 to 4359 and encodes 1411 amino acids. Lineage: Eukaryota; Metazoa; Chordata; Actinopteri; Cypriniformes; Cyprinidae. Gene Ontology annotation, biological process: deadenylation-independent decapping of nuclear-transcribed mRNA. Gene Ontology annotation, molecular function: protein binding. The transcript has 30 exons.
GCGGAAUGAAAUGCAGGGAACGCUCAACGGAAGUUGACGGACGGUUGCAAGCGUUUAUGAGAGACAGACACAAAAUUAAACUUUUGAGAGUUUGCAGUGAUUUAAUUCCCCCUUCCCUACUUUAUGGAUUCCAGUUCCAACAUGGACAUAGAGGGCGCGACCCAGCACCUUCGGGACAUCUUAAAACUGGAUCGUCCCGGUAAUUCGGCCGAGUCAUCUUUGGUAGGAAGCCAGAGAAAACCAUCUUUCAAUGGAGAGAUGAAUGGUGUUCUUGGAGCAGAUCUUAUGGGAGUAGGAGGACUGAUGGAACCAACUACUCACAACUCAGACAAACUUAAUGGACAGGACACGCAGACUAUCUGUCUUUCAGGAGAUGAUGGGUCCACCUGUGUCCCCAUCAGAGCAAACAAUGUGGAAAUUGUGUCCAGUCGUGACUCUAGUAUUGACAGUAAGGCUCGAGGCAGCAACAAGGUUAAAAUUCAGCCAGUGGCUAAAUAUGACUGGGAACACAAAUACUACUAUGGCAAUUUAAUAGCCGUGUCCAACUCUUACUUGGCUUAUGCCAUCAGAGGUGCAAACAAUCAUUCUAUGAUCCGAGUGCUGCGGCUGGGAUCAACGGAGCGUUCGCUGCUGAAGGGCUUCACAGGUGCAGUCACAGACCUUGCUUUCGCCCACUUGGACUCCACCCUGUUGGGCUGCGUGGAUGAGGCUGGAAACUUGUUCAUUUGGCAGCUCACUAGCCACAACAGCAAAAUACAAGAUGAAGUGUUAGUUCACAUCCGAAGGCCUGAGGACACUCCACUAAAUUCCAGCCGCAGACUCAUCUGGUGUCCCUUCAUCCCGGAGGACAAUGAUGAGAGCCCAGAGGAUGCAUGUCAGACAUUGGCACUACUUCAUGAAGACAGAGCUGAGGUUUGGGACCUUGACAUCCUCCGAUCCAAUAACAGCUCAUGGCCUGUGGAUGCCACUGACCUGAAAGAGGGUUUCAUUACCAUUAGAGGACACACGGCACGCAUUAGUGAGGGAGCGCUGUCCCCUGAUGGCACUGUCUUGGCCACAGCCAGUCAUGAUGGAUAUGUAAAGUUUUGGCAAAUCUACAUUGAAGGACAGGACCAGCCCAGUAAAUGCAGCUAUGAUGAGCAUAAGAGACUGAUUUCAAAAACACAAAAUCUUACCAACGAACCAACCAAACGAUGCCUGCAUGAAUGGCAGCCACAAAACGGACGGCCUCUUUCCUGCCUGCUCUUUUGUGACAACCACAAGAAGCAAGACCCAGAAGUUCCUUUCUGGCGCUUCCUGAUCACUGGAGCUGAUCAGAACCAGGAACUGAAGAUGUGGUGCACUGUGUCAUGGACGUGCUUACAAACCAUCAGGUUCUCUCCAGAUCCAUUCAACAGCAGUGUGCUACCCAGCCUGAAGGCCAGUUUGGACCUGUCUGCAGAAUUUCUCAUUCUCAGUGAUGUUCAGAGGAAGGUGUUGUAUGUCAUGGAGCUGCUACAGGAUCAGGAACAAGGCCGUGCCAGCUUCACUGCAGUUUCAGAGUUUCUGCUUACACACCCUGUGCUCAGCUUCGGCAUACAGGAUGUGGCCCGCACCCGACUGCGCCACACUGAGGUCCUUCCACCUGAUGAGGAAAGCGAAAGCAUGACGACAGAAGGAAACCAGGGACCCUCCGAGUCCAAAUCAGGAAUCCAGAUUAAACUCUACUGUGUGCAUACAAAAUCACUACAGGAUGUGCAGAUCUGGUUCCAGCCCAAUCAGGGGGCCUCAUCCUCCCUCUUCAUGCCUCAGUCUGGGUCUCAGGAUGGCUUUGGUUUUUCUGACCCACUGGCUGAUCUGAACGUGGAGGCAAUGAGCUCUGAUAAGGAGUCUGGUGAUAGUGGAUCACACAAUGACCUGAGUAAGAUGGCUCUUCCAACUCCAGCUGACUUCAUGAGUCCUGCCCCAUCAGCCUUGCCCAAACUCAUGACCCCAGAUGCCUUCAUGACGCCCAGCACCUCCAUGCCUGCUUCUCCUGGCAGCAGUGCAAGCAGCCUGACCAUAGUCACGGCCAUGAGCAGCUCCGAUAGCGGUGCAAGAGGUGGAGAUGAUCUGGCUCAGAGCCCUAAAAUGUCUGUUGAAUGUGGCAACAGCAGCUUGACUCUAAGUGCCUGCGCAGGCAGCCCAAGAUCCAACUCUAUCCUCAUCUCAGGCCUUGGGGAAAAUCUUCAGGUUUCCCCCCCAAACCCUCCUCUCUCACUGGAUCUCCAGGCCAUAGAGCCCAUGGUUGUCCCCCAGGCCUCUCCAACCAGAGCUCGCUCUCCAGAUGUUAUCUCCUCUGCUUCUACGGCAAUGUCCCAGGACAUGCCCGAGAUCGCCUCAGAGACCCUGCAGAGGGGGCUGGCCAGUGCCGCUGCUGACUCGGUCCCUGUCCUGCAUUCUGACAGCAUGGCAUCAGCCGCAUCAGUCCUCCACCUGUUGUCUCCUAGAGCCCGGAGCAGUGCUGAGCACAGUUUGCUGCCUCUCGAAUUGGGUGCAGUAUCUGUGGAUGGAGAACAGAGACUCAAUAACACACCCUCACUGCUGGAGACGGCUCUAUCACAGGAGAACGCGGUAGCUGCUGGAGGAUCCUGUUCUGACAGCAGUGUGAACCACACCUGGCCCGCAGCACCUGAUAUCACACGAGAAACUCGCAACAGCCUCAGAGACAAUGGUUUGGGAGACUGCUCUAGGGAGGAAAUAAAGGACAGACACAUUUCUUCUCCCUACCACAGGCGCACUUAUCACCUGACUCAGAAUGACAGUCAAGAUGCAAGUGCAGAGCAAAGUGAUCAUGAUGAUGAGGUUGCCAGUCUGGCCUCUUCCUCUGGGAACUGUGGCCCUCGCUCCUCUCACAGACUUCCCGUAAAGGACUGGAAAACAUCUCCCCGCAGCUCUCCUAAGCUCAAGAGGAAGAGCAAGAAGGAUGAAGGAGAGUCCUCACAGUCUCGACAGAUUGAGAACCAGAUGAGCACAGAGGUGCAGGAUGAGCUUCUACAGAUGUUACGGAGCCAGCAAAGGGAGAUCGCUGAGCUGAGACAGAACCAGCUGGACCUUCUGCAGAGAGUCACCUGUCACAUGGACGCUGUUCAGAGCUCCAUCAUGGCUCACAUUGAGCACGCCAUGUUGGCUCAGCAGGAGCAAGAACAGAGAAAAAUGGAGCGGAUUCUGGCUGAAGGACAAAGCCGAAACCAACAGCUCCAGGACCAGCUGGUUCAGCAGCUUGUCCAGACACUGAACAACAGUCUCUGCAAUCGGCUAGACAAAGUUUUGCGUGAAGAAAUGAAGAAGACCGUCCCACAGACAAUAUCGAAGAGUCUAGAACCUGUGACCAGCCAGUUGAACAGCACCAUUGCUGCCAAGUUAACCGCAGUAGAAGGAACACUGAAGGAAAAUGUCAUCAAAGUUGUUAAAUCCAAGAACACUACGGAUGCUAUCGGCCGUGCUGCAGCUGAGGCCAUGCAGGGUCCCAUCCAGUCAGCCUACAAAGAGACCUUCCAGGGCAUUGUGCUGCCUGUGUUUGAGAGAGGCUGCCAGUCCAUGUUUCAGCAAAUCAAUGACAGUUUCAAACAGGGAACACACGAGUACAUCCAACAGCUGGAGACACACAUUAAGAACAGGAAACAGCAGGACCAGGAUGCACGGGAUCCUGUGAUUGAUCAGCUGCAACAGAUGAUUAGCACGCUCCAGAGUUCUCAAGACCAGCUGGCCACCACUGUGACGGCCAGCGUGUGCUCUGACGUCCAGCGUCAGCUCCACAUGACCGUGGGAAAUCUGCAGGACUCAAUCCUCACGCAGGUACAGCGCAUAGUGAAGGGAGAGGUGAGUCUGGCCAUGAAGGAGCAGCAGGCAGCUGUCACCUCCAGCAUCAUGCAGGCCAUGCGCUCGGCCGCAGGAACACCUGUACCCUCUGCACAUCUGGACUACCAGGCCCAGCAGGCCAGCAUACUGCAGUUACUACAGCAGGGCCAGCUCAAUGAGGCCUUCCAACAGGCUUUAUCCGCAGCAGACUUGAACCUGGUGCUGUACGUGUGCGAGACCAUUGACUCCCAGCAAGUAUUUGGCCAGCAGCCCUGUCCACUGCAUCAGGCCGUCCUUCUGUCUCUCAUCCAGCAGCUCUCCACCAACCUGAGCACACGCACAGAACUCAAGAUCAGCUAUCUUGAAGAUGCUGUAAUGAACCUGGACCAUGGAGAUCCAGUCACCAAAGACCACAUGUCUGCAGUGCUGACCCAGGUACGACAGAAGCUCUUACACUUCCUGCAGCAGGACGCCCACAGCCCUCUGAGCAAGCGCGCACGGCGCCUCAUGAUGAUGCUGCAGGGCCUGGUCAAUCACUAGAGCCCCUCCGGAUGAUGCAGCUGACACCUUCACAACCCCUCAGUCAUCGUUCUGCAGUCUCAUAGACGACCGUCACGACCUCAUACCACCCUGUUGUUCACUUGCUUUAUCUGUGCUCUGCAGCUUAUUGGCUCUCUCAGAAGCACUAUUGGGAGUUGUAGUCUAGGCUUGGACUUAGGAUAUAUUGGCAGUUUUGGACUACAUCUCUCCUCAUCAGUCCCUCCCUCGUUCCUUUCAGAUUUUUCUGCAUUUAAAAAAAUCCUUAGUUUGUAUGAAGCACCAUCAUGAAUGCAGAAUGGGACAUAUAGGCAACUUCAGUUAUUUUGAUUAUGCAUUCAAUACCAGGAGACCACAAUUUUUUUUUUUCUGCUUUCAUUCUUGACACAUCAGGAACAAGACUGGAGAGCGUGAGAGAAUGAAAACUAUAACAUGAACACUCCAGAUUUCUUCUGAAAGGCUUGUUUCCUGGCUGCGCUGCUUUUUUCUCCUUUUAUUUCAUUGAGACAUUAUCAUCACCACGUGAAUAUUAGCCCUGUUGGUUAUUGAUAAAGGUUGUAUAUAGGCCACUCAUCCUUAUCUGACUCAACUGAUCUGCUGAAAAUAAUUUGGCCAAGUUGCUGCUUUUUCAUGUUAAGUGGAGCAUCAUACAUGUUCCUGGAGUGAUUGUUGAUGCUGUCAGGAUUUGAAAAGUUCAAACAGUUAAAUUUAUGGACAGCUGCAAAAAAAUUACCCACACAGUUGAUACCAUGUUUUUUCAAUCAACAGAGACUUGUAAAAUAUGUAACAUGGCUUAUUACAUUACCAAGGAAUGCUAACAACAUAGUUAUUUAGAAUUUCUUCGAAAGGAACCUUGAGUCUGUAACUUGCAGUACAUCUGUAAGUCAUUAGAGGGCAGGCAUUUGUGUAUUCUGUCUAAUUUUAUAUGCUGCUUCUGUACUUUUUUUUUUCAGUUCUGCAGAAUUACACUACAUUAAAUGCAACAAGGCUCUUGUUAAAAACCAAUUUCACAGGGG